Molecule: messenger RNA, 207 nt
Organism: Gloeophyllum trabeum ATCC 11539
Lineage: Eukaryota; Fungi; Basidiomycota; Agaricomycetes; Gloeophyllales; Gloeophyllaceae
Exons: 1
Coding region: 1-207 (68 amino acids)
Biological process (GO): mitochondrial respiratory chain complex I assembly
Cellular component (GO): mitochondrion
Source: RefSeq, a predicted model, not a curated record
AUGAACUCGGCGACGACUACGACAACGAAGAGCAGAGCUCUCCGUCGUUUCGCGUUGCACGCUACCUCUACGUGCGCGACGCAGGCGGAAGCAUAUGGCAAAUGCAUACUUGCGACAUACACCGACGUUAGGAAGGAUGCAUGCAAGGAAGAGUUCGCCAAGUUCGGCGCCUGCUUGAGGGAAUCGGUGCGUCUUCCCCGGAAAUGA